ACCCAGUGUCUUAUGCAUGUGCCAACUACCAGCUGCCAGGACCCUUCUCCUCUCUGGACUCCAGCAUUGAAAUCCUGAAGAAGAAAGCCCAGGAGCUGAUUGAAAAUAUCAAUGAGAGCAGGCAGAAGGACCAUGCACUUAUGACCAACUUCAGGGACAGCCUCAAGAUGAAGGUCACGGAUCUGACAGAAAAACUGGAGGAGAGGAUGUACCAGGUGUACAGCCAUCACAGCAAGAUCAUUCAGGAAAGGCUCCAAGAAUUCACUCAGAAGAUGGCAAAGAUCAGCCUUCUGGAAAUGGAGCUGAAACAAGUCUGCCAUACUGUGGAAACUGUAUAUAAGGACCUGUGUGUCCAGUCUGAGGUCCCCACGUCAGAAGAACAGAGUUACAAAGACGGUGACUGCUGACUGCUGCUAAGAAGCUCCCGUCUUAAUGACAGUCACCAAGAGAAGGCACGGAGCCAUGCUGAGAUUUUUUUUAAAUAGUCCUGUAAUUCAACACAAACGCCACCAAUGAUCUUUGUGCAAACUACCAAAGUGUGACAAGGUUAGCCCUGCCAUAGGCCCAGCUUUAGCAAAUUCACCCAACCCAUACCUACAGUUGAUUAAAUGUUUGAUUUCUA
Messenger RNA from Peromyscus maniculatus bairdii (prairie deer mouse), 622 nucleotides. It is a transcript of the gene Syce2, whose product is annotated as synaptonemal complex central element protein 2. The record is from RefSeq and is a predicted model, not a curated record. Gene Ontology annotation, biological process: synaptonemal complex assembly. Gene Ontology annotation, cellular component: central element. NCBI's taxonomy places the organism in Eukaryota, Metazoa, Chordata, Mammalia, Rodentia, Cricetidae.